AUGAGUGAUAAAGGAUUCUGUACUUGUCCUUAUGAUUCUAGUCAUCGCGUUCAUAAGUCUCGAAUGGCUAGACACUUAAUAAAAUGUAAACUUAACUAUCCUAAUGUACAGAAGAAGACUUGCCCUUAUAACAAAAUACAUUUACUAGAUCCGUGUCAAUACGAGUAUCAUCUAACUGUAUGUGAAGAACGUAAUAACCGUGAAAAUAUUGUUUACGAAAUAGACAACAACACACUGCUUGAUAUUUCAGUCCCCAAAGUUCAAAAUAUAUCUUCACAAUCUUCAGAAAAUUGGGACAAUUCAGAUGCAAUAUCUUACCAUUCGCAUCUUGUUUGUGAUGGUGUGACUAAUCCAAUCACUCGACAUCAAGAAUAUAUGGCCAGUUUAAUCAUAUUACAUGCAUUUUUGGAAAAUAGAAGAUCAUCUCUAAAGGAAACAUUUCCAAAAAGAUGA
Polistes canadensis is the source of this 453-nucleotide messenger RNA. RefSeq names its product gametocyte-specific factor 1-like. The transcript has 2 exons. The record is from RefSeq and is a predicted model, not a curated record. NCBI's taxonomy places the organism in Eukaryota, Metazoa, Arthropoda, Insecta, Hymenoptera, Vespidae. Bases 1 to 453 code for a protein of 150 amino acids.